Polistes canadensis is the source of this 3277-nucleotide messenger RNA. It is a transcript of the gene dac, whose product is annotated as dachshund homolog 2. The record is from RefSeq and is a predicted model, not a curated record. NCBI's taxonomy places the organism in Eukaryota, Metazoa, Arthropoda, Insecta, Hymenoptera, Vespidae.
CGGUGGCGGUGGUGGUGGUGGUGGUCUCUGCCGCGUCGUUGCCUAGUAGUGGGGAAGAUAAAGAGAGAGGGCUACCAGAGCGCUGGUAGACCCGCCACCAACCGAGGGAAGGUUCCGAAGGCGUCGACACUCCCUACCCAAAAGCCAAUGGUAAAGCUCGUUCGUCUGCUGGCUCCGCCAACCGGAUUGCCUGUUACGCGCAGAGAACGCCCAUCCUCCCCGUUCGUACUGCUCCUACUGAUGUUUUUAUUUAUUACAUCUGUGACUGGGUAGGGAAAUACUCCGGACUCGACCGAGAGAGCGUUUGCCACUUUGAGAACGAGCGACGCGCGUCCCUGCGCGAGUUACCGUAGUCGUCGUCGUCGUCGUCGUCGCCGUCGUCGUCGUCGUCGUCGCCGUCGUCGUCGUCGCCGUCGCCGUCGUCGGCGUUGGCAAUCCUCUUCGUCGAGUUCGCGUUCGCGUUAUUUUUCUCUUUUUCGAUCUAGUGUGAUUGUCGGAUUGUCUGUGAUUGUCGCGCCUGAAACGUAAUCGGCAUCGUUUAACUCCUUGUCGUCGUUGUCGUCGUCGUCGUCGUUGUCGUCGUCGUCGUCGUCGUGUUCGUUGUUGUCGUCCUCUGGACGUCGCUUGGACGUCUUCGUUUGAGCUAAGGAUGCUUGCGAUGGACGACAAAUGGACGCCGAUUCGUUCAUUCGUCUAAGUGCAAACAUCAAGACUCGGCGAAAAGAUAUGAGCAAGACUUGUCGUGUUCUCGCGUAUGGUGAACCUCGUACUUUCUCUUGCAAUCGUACGGGACAAGGAUUUCUCAAGUGACAGUGAUAAGCUUUCAUUGGGACGGUCGACAUUGUAGAUAUAUUUUACAACGACCCGGUGAUCUUAAGUCCGCGUGUUUUUUUUUUUCAUAUUGUGAUACAUAUAUGUAGGUAUAUCUUCGCGAACAUAGUUAUUCGUUGUUGUGGCUUAGACGAUACAGUCUGCUACUAUUAAAACGACGAGAGAGAGGAAAGUGCUGGAGAGAGAACAAGUAGAAGAGAUAAAUCAAAGUAAACCAGAGAGAAAAUUUAGCCACCGAUGGACCACGGAGCGAUGGACAGCUCUUCCGAACACAGCAGUCGUGCCAGUCCCGUAACCGGCAGUCCAAAGCAUCCUCAUAGUCCAUCAGCGCAACAGAGUCAACAGCAACAGCAGUUGCACGGCUCCCAGCAUCAAUCCUCUUUACAACAAUCCCAUCCACGAGAUCAGUUACGCGAACAUCAACAGCAACAACAGCAGCAGCAACAACAUCGUGGUGUACCGACACCAGGCUCACCGACGAGAGGAUCACCACCACAGGGUCUUCCCCUGAGUCCACCGCCUCUGUCGGCCGGGGGAGGACCCGGUGCACCUCCAGGAAUGGUACCACGAAUGCCAGGACUACCGCCACCGGGACUGGGUCUGUUGGGCCAGCUAGGUGGGAUGUUAAGCGGUCAUCAUGGAUCACCUUUGGAAUUGAUGGCUGCUCAUCACGCUGUAUUACCACCCAGAUCGUAUAACAGUCCACCACCGAUCAGUACUAGUGAUCCAACCGCGAACGAAUGUAAACUCGUCGAUUAUCGUGGCCAGAAGGUCGCUGCUUUUAUCAUUGCCGGUGAUACCAUGCUCUGCUUGCCUCAGGCCUUUGAGCUCUUCCUGAAACAUCUCGUGGGUGGUUUACAUACCGUCUAUACUAAGCUAAAGAGACUAGAUAUCGUGCCGUUGGUAUGCAACGUCGAGCAGGUUAGAAUCCUACGCGGUCUCGGAGCCAUUCAACCGGGCGUCAAUCGUUGUAAACUUCUCAGCUGCAAGGACUUCGACAUUCUCUACAGGGACUGCACAACGGCCAGGUACGUUCCUUUAAGCUCCAGGCCAGGAAGACCCCCAAAGAGAGCUUCCGUUGGUUUGAGCCUCGCAGCGAGUCACCUAGCAGCGGCUGCUGGUCAUCAUCCACAGCAUUCCUUGAAGAAACACAGGAUGGACAACGGCGAUUACUAUGAAAACGGACAUCUAGAUGUACCAAGGAUGGAAAAGUCACCGCUUUUGGCGAACGGCUAUAAUCAUCCACCCACACACCUCAGUCAUAUGCAAUUCAUGCAGUUGGGAGGACACCCAGGUGCAGGACACACAGCCAUACUCUCACCAGCAAGUCUGCCCCAUCAUCUUCAAGCACAGGCUCAGGCUCGUGCCGAACAAGGUCUCAAGGUUAACCCAAAUAUGACCAACAUCGAAGCACUCGCGAGGUCCGGGACGGUAUGGGAAAACUGCAGAGCUGCCUAUGAAGACAUUGUCAAACACCUUGAAAGGCUUCGCGAAGAGAGGGGAGACGCUGAAAGGGCUCUUGCAUUGGAUCACAAACCUAGAGAUCUAAGUUCGCACAAUGGUUCCUCGAACGGUCACAGUCCCGUUUUGAAUCUUUCGAAAACAGCAGGAAGUGGCAGUGUUGGUGAACAUUCGGGUAGUGAAGCUGGUGCGUCGCAUCGUUCGCAGGACGACGAGGAAGAGGAUGAUAAUCUUUCGGAAGAUCUCGAAGACGAGAACGAGAAAGACGAAGAUUUAUCUGACGUCCCAGAGAACCUACCACUUCCAGCACCAGGCUCAGAGAGUCCUCAGGCAUUGAACUACUCUCAGAUAGCCUCAGCAGCAGUCGCAGUGUCACAGGGUGCUCAGGACCCUUCGGUUUCGAGUACGGAGACAUUGUUAAGGAAUAUCCAGGGUUUACUUAAGGUUGCAGCUGACAACGCGAGGCAACAGGAGAGGCAAAUCAACUAUGAGAAAGCCGAGUUAAAGAUGGACGUUCUUCGUGAAAGAGAGGUGAAGGACAGCCUAGAACGCCAGCUUCAAGACGAGCAAAAAGUUCGAGUCGUCUAUCAAAAACGGUUGAAGAAGGAACGAAGAGCGAGAAAGCGAUUGCAGGAGCAAUUAGAUCUAGAGAUAAAGAGGCGCACGCAAUUGGAGGAGGCACUUAAAGCCACGGGAGCUUCGUCCGAGCAAGUUCGAGCGAUCACUGAAAACGUGACGACGGAAGCUCGUACAAGCACAGAACCGCCAGAAGCGAGUCCAGUACACUCGCAAUCUCAACAGCAACCAUCCCAACAACAGACGCAACAACAACCCCUUCAGCAACAACAAACGGCGGCGCAACAAUACAGAGAAGCUCAAGUUCCACGUCCGUCGCAACAACCGUCUACGCCGGAGAAACCAACAUGGGGAUACGGGUUGGACCUAAUCGGUAGUCAGGCUUCGGCCUUUUGGCAAAAUUACCAAG